CUCGUUAUUCCUGGGUCCUAAAAGUGGAAGUGUGUGAGUAGUAAGCUGCGGCGCUUCCUCACACAGGAGAUUGUAGGAGUGAAAGCUACGGCGCUUUCUCCUGACAUAACUAGAUUGUAGGAGUGAAAGCUACGGCGCUUUCUCCUAACAGUUAGCUGACAUAAAAAGCUUUUUUUCUGGCAUACCAUUCAAAUUGUCACGGGACGCUCCGGAAGUGAGCGAACGCGCUGGCAGGCUAGCGAGCAAGGAGCAGGCAGGCAAGCGGAAUACGGGGAAAACGGGGUUUAAUGGCGGAAAACGAGGUGCAUGGAACAUCAGACGCUGACUGACAUCAAUGACGGACAAAGGACUCGGGAUGGAGACUGAUGGGGACCAGAAUGCAGGUUCUGCUAAUGGAAACACUCCAUCUGGGGGAAACUCUCGCCCACCUCAGAUAUCUCAAAUGUCUCUGUAUGAGAGACAGGCUGUACAGGCUCUCCAGGCCCUGCAGAGGCAGCCCAAUGCGGCCCAGUACUUCCAGCAACUGAUGCUGCAGCAACAGAUUAGCAGUGCCCAGCUCCAGAACCUUGCGGCCGUGCAGCAGGCCACCCUCGCAGCCAGCCGUCAGUCCAGUUCCCCCAGUAACAGUGUCUCCCAAGCCACCAGCACAGCUCACUGCACCGUGAACUUAAGUUCUUCGGGGGGGGGAGCCAUGAGCAACCCUCGGCCUCUUGGCCCCGCCUCCUCUACGACAUCAUCAGCCCUGAGUCAGUCAGUACUGCUGGGUGGAAACACAGCUGGACAGGGACAGAUGUUCCUCAGAGUUAAUCGCUCUCUUAGGACACCACUUUCCUCGCAGCUUAUAUUCAUGCCUUCUGGCACAGCAACAGCUGCUGUAGCAACAGUCACCCAGCAACAGACCCAACAGCAACAUCAGCAACACGAAGUUACUCCCGUCUCUUCUAAUAGCCAAUCCGACACAGACCAAGUCCAGAACCUGGCCCUCCGCUGUGUCUCCAGUUCUCAGGUUGCCACAGUGAAGACAGAGUGCCCCGACCGGAAGGACACGGCCGCCUACUCUAUGGUCCAACAGCCACAACAGCAAUUUCCCCAGACUGCGCAACAGACCACAGGGCAGCAAACCACAGGGCAGCAGCUGCAGCCCCCACAGCAGCAACAAAUGCAUGCUAAACUGCCCUCUUACACCCAGCCCUCCACUCCCACUAUUCCCAGUAUGAACCUCAAAACCGGAAACCAGCCCAACAUGGCCCCUCCACCAGCCCCUCCCCUGCCCCCCUCUUCUUCCCCUUCUCCAUCUAUUCCUCUCUCUCAGCUUCUUCUCUCUACUUCUGGCUUCUGUCAAGCACGUGCUGUCACCACAGUUACCUCGGCUACCACGGCGACUCACAUCUUGGUUCCGACUUCCAACACCUCAACCCCAUCGCAGGGGUAUCCUGUCAGCUCUGCAGGGCCCAAACCUAAUAUUAACACGCAGACACUGGUGGUUCAACCACUCCAGCAAACCAACACUAACAUAAGCUCUGAGAAGAUGGCCCAUACUUCCGGUCCUGUCCCCAUUCAGCCGAAAACUGUCCAAGGCCUCCGCUUGCCCCUCCAGCUUCCCUCAAGACACCCCCCUCCAAUUCUACCUGCACCACCAAGCAACCCCCAGUGCAGUACCUCUCACCUGCCGCCGCAUGUUCCUGUUCAGCUGGUGGGUGCCAGGCAGGGUUCUCUAGGAAACUCCCAGGCUUUGGCUCUAGCGCAGGCUCGAAGCUGCUGUGCCCAGGAUAGCGGGUCUCUGAAUAACUCCACCAGCAAGGUGACCUCCGUGGCCACAGGAGGAGGCGUGGGAGUCGGUGGUGGCUCCAGUGCGGGCCUGAAGUCACCCCAGAGUGCACUGCCUUUGACCCAGGUCUCUCAGAUUCACCUGCCUGCCACUCAAGGUCCUCUACUAAAUCCAGCCCGCUCUUCCUCCUCUGCCUCGCCCUCUGCCGCCAAUUCUUCUGCUCCCUGCCUCUCUGUCGCCCACCCUUUGGACAUCCAGGCUACCCCGUCACUGGCAGUGCCUCCUAGUGGAGAUCCAGUGCACGUGCAGUCCGUUCAGAUGCAGGGAAAACCUGCAGCUGGCUCUCUGAAGAGGAAGUCGGAGUGCGAUGUGAACAUGUCAGUGGCCGGGCCCAGCCUGGUCUCCACUCCCCCGGCCAGAGAGCUAUCCCCUCCUAUCUUGACUCCGGCUAUUGAAGAAGCCUGUGGUACCACCUCCACUCCAUCCUGCCUGUCCCUUUCUACUUGUCGAGCAGGAGGUGGGCAGGAGAAGGGCCCCCCUCCCCAGGCUGUAGUCAAACCCCAAGUCCUCACUCACCUAAUUGAGGGCUUUGUCAUCCAGGAAGGUGCAGAGCCCUUUCCAGUCACCGGACCAGUGAAGGAUCGAUCUGAUGGGACAUUGCCAAUGGCUGCACCACCUGCAGACCAGACAGAGUCUGAGUCUCCUGCAGUGAUGAAGUGUGAAUACUGUGAAGGUUUUGCUCCAGCGAACCAGUUCCGGGGCUCCAAGCGCUUCUGCUCCAUGACUUGUGCCAAGAGAUACAACGUGAGCUGCAGCCACCAGUACCGCUCACGGCGCGGCCGGGCCCUGCGAAGUGUGGCUGGGGGGCCUGCAGGCCCUGAUGGCAUCCUGAGGCGCAGGGGUCCUCGCAGAAGCAGUUCAGAAAUUGCCAGUGCCAGAAUAGCGGGAAGACACCUGCCUGUCAAGUGUCGAUCAGAGUCCAGCCGCUCCGAAGACGUCUCCAGCUGCGAGGAGGAAGAAGAGGAGGACUCCCUGUCUCUGUCUCCAGGCUCGUCAUUUUCUGUCCCUCGAGCUGCUCAUUGCAGGGCCCAGCUGGAAGGGCAGGCCCCCGGGGGCCUCUCGCUAGAUGGGGCCCACUUCCUGUCUGGGAGCCCUUCUCACUGGAGCGUAGAGGAAGUGUGUCAGUUUAUCUCAUCUCUGCAAGGCUGUGAGGACCUGGCGAGUCAGUUCCUCUCGCAGGAGAUUGACGGUCAGGCCCUACUUCUGCUGAGGGAGGAGCACCUCAUGUCCACCAUGAAUAUCAAGCUGGGGCCUGCACUCAAGAUCUGCGCCUCCAUCAACAACCUGAGGGACUGAGACACUGAUAGUACCUGUAGGGGUGGGCUGUACCACACUUCUUCACUGGGGGGGGGGGGGGUUGG
Molecule: messenger RNA, 3189 nt
Organism: Brienomyrus brachyistius
Lineage: Eukaryota; Metazoa; Chordata; Actinopteri; Osteoglossiformes; Mormyridae
Gene: phc1
Product: polyhomeotic homolog 1
Exons: 15
Coding region: 335-3124 (929 amino acids)
Cellular component (GO): nucleus; PRC1 complex
Molecular function (GO): zinc ion binding; protein binding
Source: RefSeq, a predicted model, not a curated record